Molecule: messenger RNA, 2620 nt
Organism: Ylistrum balloti
Lineage: Eukaryota; Metazoa; Mollusca; Bivalvia; Pectinida; Pectinidae
Exons: 3
Coding region: 1-2025 (674 amino acids)
Molecular function (GO): protein binding
Source: RefSeq, a predicted model, not a curated record
AUGCCAACUUUAACAGAAAACACAUUCACGUUGUUCGUCAUUCUUCCGUCGCAAAAUGUGUGUACCCUUAGACGAUUACUCUCCGGAAUAACAGUGACGGAUUUGAAAUGUAAUUUAGAAUUAAUGGCUGGAUUUCCGGCGCACAUCUAUAAACUCGCAUACCCGGAUGGAGAAAUGUUGCCAGACAAUAAACGUCUUCUAAUCAAGAAGACGGUUGAUGAUGGAUAUGUGUUAAGAAUGGUUUUAGAAACUGAAUGGGAUUCCCUGUGCCAGGCUGUCGUACAAGACAAUGUAGAACUCGUGUACAGUGAAUUAAAUCAAGGGGGCGUGCCUGCUGUCGAUCACGUGGACAGAGCUAGCUGUGCCCUGUUCAUGGCUAGUUAUAGAGGACAAAUAAGAAUGUGUAACAUGCUUUUAUCUGUUGGAUCAGACGUUAACUGGAAGACAAGCUUCGGAAGGACGUCCGUCCACGCGGCGGUCAGUGCCGACUGUGUGUGCAUCCUAGAAUUACUGGCCUCCAAAGGAGCGACCUUGGAUGUUCAAGAUGUCCAUGGAGCCUCUCCGAGUAGAAUAGCUCUAACCCAAGGAUCAACUCUGUGUAGCAAGAAACUGCGCCUGAUGCAGUUAAAUCUCAGGGGCAAAUCCGCGCAUGCGCGGGCUUCUGAGAGGAUGGUUUCAAGGCCGCCACGAAUUCCAAGUGAACCAGUUCGUAGGCCUCCAAAUUUACCCUCCGAUACCUGGCGAAGGCCAACUACUGUCCACGUCAGCUUUCCCGGAGUCGGGGAUGCGUCGAAGACUAAGUCAUUGGACAAGCAUAUCAACAUCACAGGAACCAAUUCACACCUCAGUGAAUGUAAACACUCUAGCUCUAGUGGUUUCUUUGCACCUAACAACCAUGAUAUGUAUUUCGAAAGAGCAAAGAACUUUACAAAAGGGCAAGAGAAGAGACAACUCGUCCAGUCAGAGGAUGGCGGGAAUGUAUUGUUUGGCAAACAACUAACAAUUCUGAGAUCAAAACGAGUGUUAAAAUUCGGUUCAGACGAUGACAUUAUCAGAAGCCAUACUCCUGGAAGUAUGAGAUCGGAAGGAUGCUUAACUCCGUCCCUGACAAACAGAAACAAAUCUUCUUUGUCGGUCAACAGUGAACAGUAUGCAACAAACAACACCGAAGAUUCUAGAAAAACUGCAUUGAAUACUGACAAGAAAUCACCCAAAUAUGUGCGGUUUUCAGCGAACGAACGAUGCUUGACGAUUUUCCCCAGAAGCAACACAAACUUGAACCCUAACUCGAUAAAACGGAAGAUCCAUCUCGUAACUGGAACAAGAAAGAUUAAUGUUCCCAAACAGACGGCUUAUAAAUAUGGCGAUUCACAUAGUGCAUGGCUGAAGAAGAAAAGUGUGAUCGAACGGAAAUUAGAGCCGGAUUCAUCAUCUAGCGAUGAAAGUGAUGGAAAUGAGGAUGGAAAUAAAGAGGCUUUCAAUAACUGGUUAGAAAACAAAAAACAUCCACCUGAAUCCAAACGUCACGUGACCGGAAACCGACCACUUCAUGGCAUCAUUACAAUCGGAAGUACAGAAGUUGGAAGUGCAGCACAACCCGAUUCUUCUUUCAACAUUCGGGCAUAUAAAGAGUGGUUGGGCAGGCGAAAAAAGCAUGGCCCAAAGUCACACCGAAUGCGUACUAUGCAAGAUUUUAUGUCGCAGAAACGGAAACUUGAAGAGAAAAGACAACAGCUUUUGCUUACCGCGGUUUCUUACGACGAGUGGCUUGAACAUACUGGUGAGAAACAGGCGUUAAUACGUCAGAUCCUCAGUGCAGAUUUAAAUCAGCUGAGGAUAAUAGAGGAACGCGAGCUGUAUAAACGUCCCAAACUGUAUAGUGUUAAUGGACAGACUAAAGCUAAUACUACAGACAGAGGUAAUAUGACGGUAAAUAGUCAAGACAAAGAAGCGCUGAGAAAGGAAAUUCUUGGGUACAAUGUUUCUGUACACAGACUCGAACCGUCUAUCAAAAUCAACAACUGAACGGUAAAUUUACGUCAGAGACACAAUUAAGGUCAACGGCACUCAGACGUGGUAAUGUCACGAAGUUUUGAAGUGAUUUGACAAGAAACUCGGCUAUCAUAAAUGACCCGAUUUCGUUUAACGAAAUAGACCUCUUGAUGAAGCAUUCUGUAUACAAACCAAUCACCACCAAGCUCUAGUAUAUCUAUCUCCAUGUUUAAGUUUUGUGUUGUCAUUGUCAAAGAGUUAUUUUGUUCUCUCAAAAAGAGACGCUGCCAUCUACUGUUUUCCACAGGUGCUAUUUUCUCGGUUAAAGUGGCAAGUAUAACUCCGUUAUGUGUUAAGUUUUGUGACAGUUUAAUAUGUUCUUAAAACGUCUUUUACUGUAUUGUGAUAUCUUAAAAGUAAGAUUAUGAUGAAAUGUGUCACCUUUCUUGAACAAUUAUGAAGUGCUAAGAAGGAACCAGGCGCAGAUGUGUUAUUAAAAACGCAAAGGAACUGUGUAAUCUGAAGUAUACUUUCAAGAUAAUGUAGAUAUAUUUUUCUUCUGUUGAAAGGGCCGCAACUCCGAAAUGCUGUCCAUUCCGUGUUAUGUUCAUUUUCUUACGUAUCUGAU